AUGGUAGACAGCGAUACGAACUCUCCGACAUGGAAGUUCACGCAGUGCUUCGGCGACAAAGGCGAUGUGGAAGAUAUUACUGAAGCCGAUAUCAUCUCCACCGUCGAAUUCGACCAUACCGGCAACUACCUAGCAACGGGAGACAAGGGUGGACGUGUUGUACUUUUCGAACGGAAUGAGACAAAGAAGACAUGCGAAUACAAGUUCCACACAGAGUUCCAGUCCCACGAACCCGAGUUCGACUAUCUCAAGUCCCUGGAGAUCGAAGAGAAGAUCAACAAGAUCAAAUGGUGUCGUCGACAAAAUGCAUCCCAUUAUCUUCUGUCGACCAAUGACAAGACUAUCAAGCUAUGGAAAGUCUUCGAAAAGUCACUAAAGGUUGUCGCGGAGAACAACUUGUCGCACGACCUCACCCCAAGCAAUGUCGCCGGCGGCGGCGGCGCACCCAGAGCGCCGCCUCCAUCUCAGUUCAGAAACGCAACUGACCUCAAACUGCCCCGCCUCACCCACCAUGAUACUGUCGUCGCAGCCGUGCCGCGACGGACAUACGCCAACGCUCACGCGUAUCACAUCAACAGCAUAUCGGUGAACAGCGACGGCGAAACCUUCAUCAGCAGCGAUGAUCUUCGCAUCAACCUUUGGAAUCUCAAUAUCCAGGACCAAAGUUUUAACAUUGUCGACAUCAAGCCCGCAAACAUGGAAGAGCUUACGGAGGUCAUCACUGCCGCCGAGUUCCACCCCCAGAGCUGCAACUGGUUCAUGUAUGCGAGCUCGAAAGGCACUAUCAAGCUGGCUGACAUGCGCGAAAGUGCCUUGUGCGACCAGCAUGCAAAGUUGUUUGAGCAAGAAGAGGAUCCUUCAUCUAGGUCGUUCUUCUCCGAGAUUAUCUCAUCCAUCUCGGAUGUGCGAUUCUCCUUCGACGGACGCUACAUCCUUUCACGCGACUAUCUGACAGUCAAGAUCUGGGACAUAAACAUGGAACGACAACCUGUGAAGACAAUUCCGAUCCACGAACACCUGCGACCUCGCCUUUGCGACACAUAUGAAAAUGACAGCAUUUUCGACAAGUUUGAGGUCGUCUUUUCUGGCGAUGCCAAGAAUGUAAUGACAGGCAGUUACAACAACAACUUUAUGAUCUACCCUACGGAUCCCGAGAAGGAGGUUGAAGUCGUGUUGCAGGCCGACAAGUCAGCCUUCAAAGCGAAGAAGGUUGGCGUGCCAACACCGAUUAACGCAGCAACCAGCCCUACGUCGACAAACGGGAAAAAGAGCGGAUCGCGUGCUGGUAGCCCAGCUGCUGGGGCCCAGGGUCAGAGAAUGCGUAAGGAGACGGAUGCUGACCAAAUCGACUUCAACAAGAAAAUUCUGCAUAUGAGCUGGCAUCCUUUCGAGGAUAGUAUUGCCAUCGCAGCAACGAACAAUCUCUUCGUCUUUUCGGCCCUGUAA
Molecule: messenger RNA, 1446 nt
Organism: Verticillium nonalfalfae
Lineage: Eukaryota; Fungi; Ascomycota; Sordariomycetes; Glomerellales; Plectosphaerellaceae
Gene: CDC55
Product: protein phosphatase 2A regulatory subunit cdc55
Exons: 6
Coding region: 1-1446 (481 amino acids)
Biological process (GO): peptidyl-serine dephosphorylation
Cellular component (GO): protein phosphatase type 2A complex; cytosol
Molecular function (GO): protein phosphatase regulator activity; protein binding
Source: RefSeq, a predicted model, not a curated record